This is a messenger RNA of Filobasidium floriforme, 1050 nucleotides long. RefSeq names its product bud site selection-related protein. NCBI's taxonomy places the organism in Eukaryota, Fungi, Basidiomycota, Tremellomycetes, Filobasidiales, Filobasidiaceae. Bases 1 to 1050 code for a protein of 349 amino acids. Gene Ontology annotation, molecular function: RNA binding. The transcript has 6 exons. Gene Ontology annotation, biological process: mRNA splicing, via spliceosome. Gene Ontology annotation, cellular component: RES complex; U2-type spliceosomal complex. The record is from RefSeq and is a predicted model, not a curated record.
AUGGGUGAUAUACAGGCCUACCUCGCUUCAAAGUACAUGUCGGGUGCCAAGGCCGAUGCGAUCCUCUCCCGGAGCGAAGCUGGACGUCCUAAGAAGAAGAAGAGACGGAUAGAUCAGGCUGUACCUGUAGCUGUUGGGGAUGGGACGGGGUUGUUGAUCGCAGAUGAGGACAGUCUGGGGAAUGGAUGGGGACAGGCCGAGCCCGAGGAGGAAGAUACGGAUGUGCCAGUUGUGACGGCCGCUGCCAAAACUCUACGUCUAAAGAAAUCGAACUGGUCGCUCCCAUCAGCCAGCUCUUCAACUCAACCUGAACCCGCCGCUGAGGAACCUCCAGCCGAAUCUUCCACCGCCACCGCCACGUCCGCUCCACCUGUGAAGAAACGAAAAGGAGGUCUUUUAACUGCCGCUCAGUUGAAAGAAGAGGCUGAAGCGCUGGCCAUCGAAGAAGCCCGUAAAGAAGCUGAACGGGAACAAGAACGCCUCGAAGCUCGACGUCGGCGUCGAGCCGAAGGGAUCGAGGACGACGAGGAUCUCGCCAAUGAUGAUGAUGAUGAUGUUGAUGAUCAUCCGGAUCAUCAAAGGACGGUCUAUCGUGAUCGGUCGGGAAAGAUCGUCGAUGCCCAAGCUGAACGGGCUGAACAGAUCAAGGCCGAAGCGGAAGAUCGAGCCAGACAGGCUGCGAAGAAGGAUUGGAACAAGGGGUUGGUACAGCGGAAUCAACGGGAAGUGGAAGCUCAGCGGGAGAGACAGGUCGCCAGCACUUCGUUUGCUAGGUCGGCAAAUGACCGGGAUAUGAAUGAUGAACUCCGAAACGAGGUCCGGAGAGAAGACCCAGCAGCGGCGUUCUUGACGCAACGGAAAAAGAAAGGCCCGCAACGACCGAAAUAUACCGGGCCAGCACCUCCUCCGAAUCGGUUCGGUAUCCCUCCAGGGUUCCGAUGGGACGGUGUCGACCGGUCGACGGGGUACGAAGCCAAGUUGUUCCAGAAGAUCAAUGAACGGAGCCGGAAAGCCAAGGAGGCGUAUCAGUGGAGUACCGAGGAGAUGUAA